GCUAAGGCGCACGCGGAGCCCGCCGGAGGAGGCUUGGCCUGGCUUGGCGGCGGAUCCGCUGGAGGAGGAGGAGGUGGAGGUGAGACGGAGAACCUGCUGGAGUCAUGUGGCCCAUCUUCUGGGCGAGCAUACGAACCUAUGCUCCCUACGUCACCUUCCCCAUAGCCUUUGUGGUCGGGGUGGUGGGCUACAAUCUUGAGUGGUUCAUCCGGGGCAAGCCCCCUCCACAGACCCCCGAGGACGAGAAGAGCAUUUCGGAACGACGCGAGGACCGUAAGCUCCAAGAGAGCGUUGGGAAGGACCUUACCCAAGUGGUCAGCCUCAAGGAGAAGCUGGAAUUUGCUCCCAAAGCUGUUCUUAACCGUAACCGGCCGGAGAAGAAUUAGGGAACCUGGUUUGUUUCCUUGUUGGCCAGUUACAUUUUCUUUUAUUUGAGGCCUGAAUUCUUUGAUUUAGAAUGUUGGUUUCCUACCAUUGUUGAGCCUAUCAAGCCAUGCAAUGUAUUAUGUUUGCCAUUCUCACCAGGUUAAGCAGAUUUCUGCAACUGCGGGGAUCCCACCGAGAUGAGGAUGAACUUCACAAAUCUUGAUAUUUGGCGUUGGCUUCAGAAUCUCUGAUCUUCCAUAAAAGGUUGUUUAUCUAAUGGAACGGCCUCCAUACUUACGGCCGAAGCUCAGUUAAUGGACAUCCAAAAGAUUAAUUCACAUCCAAGGCAGGAUUUGAUUCUUAAAGGGAUUGUUGCAAAGUAUGUAGACCUCUUUUAAGGGAAGAUUUCUUCUUCAGAUAGCUUGGAGGCUUUUUGACUAUGGACAGGCGAAUGAAAAACAGUUCCUGUUUACGCUGGAAGCCUCAGCUCAAGGGGGCCACUGUGGACCAUAUUUGCACUCUCCAUUCUCAGGAAAUUGUGUAUUUUUUUCCCUGGAAAUUUAUGUUGGGGAAUUUGUGCUGGGUUUCUUCUUUUUU
Messenger RNA from Pseudonaja textilis, 963 nucleotides. It is a transcript of the gene SMIM12, whose product is annotated as small integral membrane protein 12. The record is from RefSeq and is a predicted model, not a curated record. Lineage: Eukaryota; Metazoa; Chordata; Lepidosauria; Squamata; Elapidae.